This is a messenger RNA of Esox lucius (northern pike), 5197 nucleotides long. RefSeq names its product collagen, type I, alpha 2 (gene col1a2). Gene Ontology annotation, cellular component: collagen type I trimer. Gene Ontology annotation, molecular function: extracellular matrix structural constituent. NCBI's taxonomy places the organism in Eukaryota, Metazoa, Chordata, Actinopteri, Esociformes, Esocidae. The transcript has 50 exons. The record is from RefSeq and is a predicted model, not a curated record. Bases 134 to 4204 code for a protein of 1356 amino acids.
GGACUUUAUUAUUCUAGCAUCACGGCAGCAGGUUUCCAAGCUUGGAGUUACUCUAGUCACCACAACUGUAUGCCUGCUUGAAGUAGUUAAAACAGGGCACUGCAGCACAAGGAGUCUGCAUGUCUGCUUAGACAUGCUCAGCUUUGUGGAUAACCGGAUUCUGUUGCUGCUUGCAGUAACUUCAUUCCUAGCAUCAUGCCAAUCGGAAGUGCGCAAGGGACCAACGGGGGAGAAGGGACCUCGAGGUGACAGGGGUCCACAAGGUCGCAAUGGAAGAGAUGGCAAGCCUGGCCUGACCGGCCCCGCUGGUCCCCCCGGCCCCCCUGGACUUGGUGGAAACUUUGCUGCUCAGUAUGAUCAUGGAAAAGGAGCUGAUCCCGGACCUGGACCUGCGGGUUUGAUGGGACCUAGAGGACCCAACGGACCUCCCGGCCCUCCCGGACCCCAAGGAUUCACAGGCCAUGCUGGAGAGCCCGGGGAGCCUGGACAGACCGGCCCCGUUGGUGCACGCGGACCCCCUGGACCCUCUGGCAAAGCUGGAGAUGAUGGUAACAAUGGCAGACCUGGCAAGCCCGGUGACAGAGGUGGCCCUGGAACCCAGGGUGCUCGUGGAUUCCCCGGAACUCCUGGACUUCCUGGAAUGAAGGGACACAGAGGCUACAAUGGUCUGGAUGGACGCAAGGGAGAGCCUGGUGCAGCUGGUGCUAAGGGUGAGAACGGUGCCCAUGGUGCUAAUGGAACCCCUGGACCAGCCGGUCCUCGUGGUCUGAAUGGAGAGAGAGGUCGUGCAGGCCCUGCUGGACCUGCUGGUGCCCGCGGUGCUGAUGGCAGUACUGGACCCGCCGGGCCCGCUGGUCCUCUUGGAGCAGCUGGCCCCCCUGGUUUCCCCGGUGCCCCUGGCCCCAAGGGUGAGAUCGGAGCUAUUGGAGCAACCGGCCCAACCGGCCCUCAGGGAUCCAGAGGAGAGCCCGGUACCAAUGGAGCCGUUGGCCCAGUCGGCCCUGUUGGCAACCCUGGUAACAACGGAAUCAAUGGCGCCAAAGGAGCUGCUGGUCUUCCCGGUGUUGCUGGAGCCCCCGGUUUCCCCGGAGCAAGAGGAGGACCCGGCCCCCAGGGCCCCCAGGGAUCCACUGGAGCUAGAGGCCUUGGCGGUGACCCCGGAGUCGCUGGACAGAAGGGAGACGCUGGUGCCAAGGGAGAGCCUGGUCACUCCGGACCCGCUGGGCCUCCUGGGCCCGCCGGUGAGGAGGGAAAGAGAGGCUCGACUGGCGAGCCCGGCGCCACCGGUCCUGCUGGUCUGCGUGGAGCUAGAGGAGGUGUUGGAAACCGUGGCGUGCCCGGCCUGGAGGGAAGAGCUGGUCCCAUCGGUAUGCCCGGAGCUCGUGGCGCCACCGGCCCUUCUGGUAUCCGUGGACCCCCUGGUGAUGCCGGACGUGCUGGCGAGCCUGGUCUGACUGGACCCAGAGGCCUCCCUGGAAGCCCUGGGCAGGGUGGACCCCCUGGCAAGGAAGGCCCCUCUGGUGCUGCUGGUCAGGAUGGCCGUACUGGCCCCCCCGGCCCAACUGGACCCAGAGGCCAGCCCGGUAACAUCGGUUUCCCCGGCCCCAAAGGACCUGGAGGUGAGGCUGGCAAGGCUGGAGAUAAGGGAUCUACAGGUGCCACCGGUCUGAGAGGACCCCCUGGCCCCGAUGGCAACAACGGAGCCCCAGGCCCAAUGGGAGUUGUUGGCAACACCGGUGAGAAGGGAGAGCAGGGACCAUCCGGUGCUCCUGGUUUCCAGGGUCUUCCCGGCCCCGCUGGACCCGCUGGUGAGGCUGGCAAGUCUGGCAACCAGGGUAUGCCCGGUGACCAAGGUCUUUCAGGACCUGCUGGUGUCAAGGGAGAGCGUGGAAACACCGGCCCUGCCGGUUCUGCCGGAUCCCAGGGACCUAUUGGUGCCCGUGGACCCGCUGGAACUCCUGGACCCGAUGGUGGAAAGGGAGAGCCCGGUGCUGCUGGUGCUGCUGGUGCCCCUGGACACCAAGGACCCGGUGGAAUGCCCGGUGAGCGUGGUGCUGCCGGUACUCCUGGACCCAAGGGGGAGAAGGGUGAGGGUGGACACAGAGGACUCGAGGGUAACCUGGGAAGAGACGGCGCCCGCGGAGCCCCCGGACCAAGCGGACCUCCUGGACCCUCCGGAGCUAACGGAGAAAAGGGUGAGUCUGGCUCCUUCGGCCCUGCUGGACCUGCUGGCCUUCGUGGACCCCCUGGAGAGCGUGGAGAGGUCGGACCUGCAGGUCCCCCUGGCUUCGCCGGACCCCAUGGUGCUGACGGUCAGCCCGGACCAAGAGGAGACAAGGGACCCGCUGGAGGAAAGGGAGACACAGGACCCGCUGGAGCCGCCGGGCCCUCCGGCCAAACUGGACCUUCUGGUGCUACCGGACCUGCUGGGCCCCCUGGUCCUCGUGGUGAUGUUGGACCUACUGGUCUGACUGGUUUCCCUGGUGCUGCAGGUAGAGUUGGAACCCCUGGUCCCGCUGGCAUCGCCGGCCCCCCUGGCUCCGCCGGCCCCGCUGGUAAGGAUGGCCCUCGUGGUCUCCGUGGUGACCCUGGUCCCGCUGGACCUGCUGGAGAACAGGGACAAGUUGGACCCCCUGGUGUUUCUGGAGACAAGGGUGCCAGUGGAGAGAGCGGCCCCCCUGGUCCCCCUGGUACCCCUGGACCCCAAGGUCUUCUCGGACCCGCUGGAUUUGUUGGCCUGCCUGGUUCUCGUGGUGACAAGGGUCUGCCUGGAGCUCCCGGCCCCGUGGGUGAGCCUGGAAGACUUGGACCUGCCGGUGCCUCUGGUCCCCGUGGUCCCGUCGGUAACAUCGGCAUGCCUGGCAUGAAUGGCGCUCAGGGAGAGGCCGGACGCGAGGGUAGCCCCGGCAACGACGGACCUCCCGGCCGUCCCGGAGCUGCUGGCCACAAGGGUGACCGCGGCGAGCCUGGUUCCCCCGGAGCCCUUGGAAACUCUGGUCAGCCCGGACCCAACGGACCCUCUGGCGCAACCGGUAGCCCCGGAAACCGCGGAGAGACUGGCCCGGUCGGAAACUCUGGUGCCGUCGGACCCGCCGGAGCUCGCGGUGCCCCCGGCCCCGCCGGUCCCCGUGGCGAGAAAGGCGUGGCUGGAGAGAAGGGAGACAGAGGCAUGAAGGGUCUGCGCGGACACGGCGGUCUCCAGGGAAUGCCCGGACCCAACGGACCCGCUGGUGAGACUGGUGCUUCUGGUAUGACCGGCCCCGCUGGACCCAGAGGCCCCGCUGGACCUCACGGCCCCCCUGGUAAGGACGGCAGAGCUGGAAGUCAUGGUGCUAUUGGACCCGUUGGACACCGCGGUCCUCCCGGACACAUUGGACCUGCUGGACCCCCCGGAUCUCCUGGUAUUCCCGGGCCCGCCGGUCCCGCUGGCGGCGGAUACGACCAGUCUGGUGGAUACGACGAGUACAGGGCCGACCAGCCUUCACUCAGGGCCAAGGACUACGAGGUGGACGCCACCAUCAAGUCCCUCAACACCCAGAUCGAGAACCUGCUCACCCCAGAGGGCUCCAAGAAGAACCCCGCCCGUACCUGCAGAGACAUCAGACUCACCCACCCCGAAUGGAGCAGCGGAUUCUACUGGAUCGACCCCAACCAGGGCUGCAUCGCCGACGCCAUCAAGGUCCACUGCGACUUCGCCACCGGGCACACCUGCAUCCACCCUCACCCUGAGAGCAUCGCCCGCAAGAACUGGUACAGGAGCGCUGAGAGCAAGAAGCACGUCUGGUUCGGCGAGACCAUCAACGGUGGUACUGAGUUUGCUUACAACGACGAGACCCUGAGCCCCCAGAGCAUGGCCACCCAGCUGGCCUUCAUGCGUCUCCUGGCAAACCAGGCCACCCAGAACAUUACGUACCACUGCAAGAACAGCGUGGCCUACAUGGACGGAGAGAACGGAGACCUGAAGAAGGCCGUGCUCCUGCAGGGCUCCAACGACGUGGAGCUGAGGGCUGAGGGCAACAGCCGCUUCACCUUCAGCGUUCUGGAGGACGGCUGCACUAGACACACUGGCCAAUGGAGCAAGACAGUCAUUGAAUACAGAACAAAUAAACCAUCUCGCCUGCCCAUCCUCGACAUUGCACCUUUGGACAUUGGUGGAGCUGAUCAAGAGUUUGGUUUGGACAUUGGCCCAGUCUGUUUCAAAUAAAUGGACUCAUGAUAAAUUAAAAAAGAGAGAAAGAAAGAAAAAAAGAAAAAAUCUCUGCCCUUCUUUCUGUGUUGUUUUUUAUACCGAAUGCUGAUUUCCUCUGCGACUCCACUUGCUUAAGCUGGGCUCUAUCGGAGAGGACCAAUGGACUGAACGGAGCGUUGUGCAAUGCAAAUUAAUACAGCAUCCCAAAGAGACGCGGGGAAACACCAUGUUGUGGGACAUGCCAUCAUUUUGUAAAAAAUAAAAAGAAGUGUAAUAAAAACGCUGAAAGUAUUCAUCACUUUGUGGUCUUUGUAUAUCUUCCGAAGAGGAGGUUUAAAACCACAAUUCAUUUUUUAUAUUACAAAAAAGGUUGAAGCUACCUCAUGCCUGUGUUUAAGAAAAUAAUAUUGAGAACCUGUUUGAUCCACAACCUAGAUGUUACGAGUUCAAUGGCUUCAAGCUCUGUCCUGUAUCAAAGGUGCUGAAUUACUUGAAGCGGAGAUCUAUGGUGCUAAACAUGCAGCUGUGGACGAGGAGGAAACCACUCUUACUGUAUUAGUUUGUAUUGACUUUGAAGAGUCUUGCACAGGUCCCCCUGAUAAACCCCAUUUUAAGCAGGUGGAAUUCUCCUUAAUCUGGUCUGAUGUUUGUCCGGUUUUGACUUUUUAUUUUUGUUUGUUGAUUUUUUUUUUCAACUUUUUUUUUGUCUAGAAGUUUUGUUCUUGUUCAGGCAUUUUACUCCUUCAAAUCCCCCUCUUCAAUGCAGUGUUCAUGCUGACAGCACAUUAUUUCAUCCAUUUCUAAUGGAUUUUAGGCGGCCUCUCUCUCUCAAAACAAAACCACAAAGUUUAUUGUACCUAUUUUGUAUAUGUGAGAUGUUUAAAUAAAUUGUGAAAAGUUCUGAAAUAAAGCAUGUCCAGUGUUCCAAAACAACACCAUUCAAUGACUAAAGUGCUUUCAUGUUUUAUGAUGAUGAUGAUGAUACAUUAAAUGAGGUUGGAGUUGAAA